AACCAGAAGAGAAUGUAACUCCACUAGAUAUGAAAAUAACAGCUGAAACUUUAAAUGUCCUAUUUAGGACAACAGAAGAGGCUCACGAAUAUCCUACAAGUGAACCUACACCAUUCCAAGGGCUGGAAACCUUCGGACAGCCUGAUACAAUCACAGCUGUGACUGAAUAUAAAAUCGAGACAGAUUCUACAAAAGCACAACAUGAAGAACUGUCAACCAGAAUUCAGACGGCUACAUCUACUGCUGAACUUAUGACAGGUUCUAUCUCUGGCACAGGAGUCAGUACUUUACAAACUACAAUGUUCACGCCUGAAAGCAAUAUAGAGGCAACUCCAGGUAAUUUAUUUGUAACAUCCAGUGAAAUGCAGUCAUCAGCCACUUCAUCAGAGACAUUCACAAGAGUUGAUACUGGACUUUUAACAAACAUCCCAAAAACAAUGGAACAGGUACUUAUAACAGGGACGUUCACGACAACGGAAUAUAUAGCAUUAGAAGAAACAUCACUAGCAACAUCAACAACUUCAGCUGAUGUUUCAACAACAGCUGAGCAUGGAACUUCCCCAGAAUCUUUAUCGGAAAUUUUGAUUGAAUCAGAUUCUAAAGCUACAGUGGAAACACCGACCCCAGCACAAAAGAUUCUGACAUCUGUAGUCAUGGAAUCUGCCACAGUAAUUUCCACUGAUGACAACAUUUCAGGAAAAGAAUUUUCAUCAGGAACUGUUGCUGCCAGUCAAGCACCGUCCACAUUACCAGAAUUAUUACAGAGAGCAGGAUCUGGAAUAUCACCCGAAACAUUAAUGUCCACAUCUGAGACUUUUACAGAAAUGUUAAUGCGAACUGAUCAUGUAGCAUCAGAUGAAACAUCCAAAAUCACAUCAACAACUUCAGUUGAUAUUUCACCAAAAGACAAGCAUGUGACUUCACCAGAAUCUGUAUCAGAUGUUUUGCUCAGAUCAGAUUCUGUAUCUAUGUUUGAAGCAGCGACUCCAAAACAACUCAUUAAUGACCAAAGUUCUACCAUGAGAGCACAGUCUCUGACUUCUACAGCCAUGAAAUCUGCCACAGUAAUUUCCACUGAUGACAAUAGUUCAGGAAAAGAAUUUUCAUCAGGAGGCGUUGCUGCUACUCAAAUACCGUCCACAUUACCAGAAAUAUUACUGAAAGCAGGAUCUGGAAUAUCACCCGAAACAUUAUCGUCCACAUCUGAGAGUUUCAUAGAGAUGUUAAUGAGAACUGAACAUGUAGCAUCAGAAGAAACAUCCACAAUCACAUCAGCAACUUCAGUUGAUAUUUCACCAAAAGACAAGCAUGUGACUUCACCAGAACCUUUGUCAGAAGUUUUGAUUACAUCAGAUUCUGUAUCUACGGUUGAAGCAGCGACCCCAAAACAACUCAUUAAAGAAGAAAGUUCUACCAUGACAGCACAGUCUCUGAGUCCUACAGCCAUGACAUCUGCCACAGUAUUUUCUACUGAUGACAACAGUUCAGGAAAAGAAUUUUCAUCAAUAACCAUUGCUGCUACUCAAGCACCAGCCACAUUACCAAAAUUAUUACCAAAAGCAGUAUCUGGAAUAUCAGCCGAAACAGUAAAAGCCACAUCUGAGUCUUUGCCAGAUUUGUCAAACACAGGAGUUCAUGUAACUCCAUUAGAAACAAAAAUUGCCACUGGAUCUAUAAACCUAUUUAGGACAACAGAGGAUGUUCAUAAAUCCCAUACAAGUGCCUCUACACCAUUCAAAGAUCUGGAAUCCUUAAAACAGUCUGAUGCAGUCACAGAUGUGCCUGAAUAUGUCAUAGACACAGCAUCUACAAAAGCAUCAAAUAAAGAUCCUUCAACCAGAAUUCAGACUAGUUCAUCUACUCCUGAUAUUGUGAGACUUUCUCUUUCGAGCACAGCAGAUGAUACUUUAAAAACCACAAUGUUCAUGUCUGAAACCAAUAUUGUUUCAGCUCCAGGUACUUCACCUGUGACAUCCAGUGAACUGAAAUCAUCAGCCCUUUCAACAGAAGUAUUGAAAGCAGCUGAAAAAAUAACUUUAAUGUCAUCAACAGAAGUUAUUUUAACUGAGAUUUUAACUAGAGCUGAACAUGUAGAACAAGAAAAAACUAGCAGGACCACAUCUACAACUUCACCCAGUAUUUCAGCAACAUAUGAGACUGUGGCAUUACCAGAAUCAGAAUCUGAAUUUCCACUGAAUUUCCAAUCAGAUUCUGUACCUACAGUGGAAGCAAUAACCCCACCACAACUCAUUUAUAUAGAAAGUUCUUCCAUGGCGGGAGAGCUACUGAAUUCAGCAGUCACAAAAUUUACCACAGUGAUCUCCACAAACAAUAAUAUUUCAACCAAAGAAUCUUCCUCAGCAACAAUAACUGCAACUCAAACAGCAACCACCUUAUCAGAAACUUUAACAACAGCUAGAAAUGGAUCUCUACCAGAAACAUCAAAUGAUAAUAGUUCAACCAAAGAGUCUUUAUCAGUAACAACAACAGAAACUCAAGCAGCAGCCAUAUUACCAGAAACAUUAACAGCCACUUCUGAAACUUUACCAGAUAUGCCAAAACCACAAGGGCAUGUAACUUCACCCAAGAUGAACAUAACAUCUUUAAAUUUAUCACCAACAAUGGGCAUGAGUGCAGUUGCAACUGAACUGCCAGUGACUGCAGACUCUACAGCUACAAAGGCAACCCUGACUCCUGCAGCUACUAAUGCAUCACUGACUUUGACUGAGAAAUCAACUGUGAAUUUGAAUACAGCCGAGCAGUCUGUUGCAACCUAUAUCCCGACCAACCUUUUAAGUCAGUCUACUCCUUUUAUUCAGCCUCUUAUUGAGUCUGUCACAACCACAUCUACACUUACAUCUGCUGCUGAACAUGCAAGGCUUUUUGUCUCUGGGUCAGCAGCUGAAAUUUCCACAACUCUUGUAACUCUUGAUGUGAUGUCCACAGCUGACAAUAGUCCAACUAAAGGUCCAUUCGCAACAACAGCUGUAUCAGACAUAUCACCAAAAUUUCAAAGAAGUGUACUUCAGGGUUCAUCAAUUAUGUCCUUGAGUACAACAGAAACAUUUCCAACACUGUUAGUAGGUGGUCCUGUAACUUCACCAGAAAGCUCCACUUUGGUAACACUGCCAGAAACAUCAGCAACAGAUGAACACGCAACUUCAACAGCAGAAAUAUUAACAUCUGUAACAUUAGGACAAAGAAAAACCACCCCUGUGUCUGCACAACAUUUUUAUGUUUCAGCAGAAUUGGAUGCUUCUACAAUUACAAAGCCCAUGGAAGACCAGAUUUCACCCAUGUCAACUGAAAUAUCAAUUGAUCCAUCAUCUAUGACUGUUUCUACUACAUCAUCCAUGCCUAUAAUAAUCUCUGAAGCUGUCACUGCUGUAAACACCAGCACUUCUGCUAUUUCAACUACUUCCUUAGCCUUUCAGGCUGGAAACAUCAUGACAGAACCAGCUAAAGGAGAAGAAGGAGUUCUUACUUUACAUUUUCGCAUGCAAAGAGUUUUCAUUUCUGCUUACAACAACACUGCCUCAGCUCAGUACAUCACUCUGGCCAACAAUAUCACUUCUGAAUUGGACCGAGUCUACCAAGAGCUGUUUCCCCACACAUACCUUAGAUGCUAUGUCUUAAGAUUCUGGCCUGAUCCAAUGAGUGUGGAUGUUCAGCUAAUCUUUCUAAAUGAAACAGUUGUUCCAAAUAUAACAUUCACAAUUGAAUCUCUAAUAUCAGCAAUACAUGACUCUAAGGCUUUCCUGGACAUUAUCCUAUCCAGUAUCUCUGCUACAGUGGACCGGGAAAUAUUGACAAAUUUGAGUAUAAGCACCACCACCCGGACUUCCGCCCCCAACGCCACCAUCACAACCACUGCAAACAUCAUUACCUCUGCCACCACCAUGACCACCAUCAGCACCGCUCCUAUAGAAACCCAAACCAUCAUGAAGCUUACAGAAAAGCCAUUCAGUGAAGCCACAACAUCUCUACCUAGUAUACUGACUGUCUUGUUUAUGGUCAUUUUUCAUUUCAUAACGUGAAGUGAAUUUAAUGGAGCCAUUUAAGCACAAAAUUAGAAUACGUUUAAUGGAUUUUAAUUAUUUAUAGGCA
Molecule: messenger RNA, 4107 nt
Organism: Pygocentrus nattereri (red-bellied piranha)
Lineage: Eukaryota; Metazoa; Chordata; Actinopteri; Characiformes; Serrasalmidae
Product: platelet binding protein GspB-like
Exons: 4
Coding region: 30-4037 (1335 amino acids)
Source: RefSeq, a predicted model, not a curated record